AAUACAGACACUCUCCCAUCACAAGCUUGGCUGAUUGUUCUUCAAUGGCGGUUGAAGAAGGCAAAGAUGAUUACACCCAAGAUGGAACCGUGGAUCUUAGAGGAAACCCUGUUCGUAGAUCCGAGAGAGGUGGAUGGACUGCUUGCUCCUUUGUUGUUGUGUAUGAAGUGUUUGAACGAAUGGCGUAUUAUGGAAUAUCGUCGAAUCUAGUGCUUUAUUUGACUCGGAAGCUCCAUCAAGGCACCGUGAAGUCGGCCAACAACGUCACCAACUGGGUGGGCACCAUUUGGAUCACUCCGAUCUUGGGUGCCUAUGUCGCCGAUGCUCAUCUCGGUCGAUAUUGGACCUUCGUCUGCGCCUCUAUCAUUUACAUCUCCGGGAUGUCAUUGCUGACAUUAUCAGUAUCAGUACCUGGACUAAAACCACCACCUUGUCACCUACCCAAUGUAGAAGAUUGCAAGCAGGCAUCAACGUUAGAGUUAGCUGUGUUUUUUGGUGCACUAUAUACGCUAGCCGUCGGAACCGGCGGCACGAAGCCGAACAUCUCGACAAUCGGUGCCGACCAGUUCGACGAUUUCCAUCCAAAAGAGAAGGCUCAGAAGCUAUCUUUCUUCAAUUGGUGGAUGUUCAGCAUCUUCUUUGGUACACUCUUUGCCAACACAGUUCUUGUCUACAUUCAAGACAAUGUUGGUUGGACCUUGGGGUAUGGUCUGCCCACAAUCGGGCUCAUCAUUUCGGUUAUAAUUUUCGUAGCCGGAACCCCGUUUUAUCGGCAUAGGGUGCCCACCGGGAGUCCGUUCACGAGGAUGGCUUCUGUCAUAAUGGCCGCCGCUAGGAAAUGGAGGGUGCCACUUCCUAGUGACCCCAAGGAACUUUACGAACUUGAUUUGGAAGAGUAUGCUAGGAAUGGGAAGUUCAAGAUUGAUUCAACACCAGGUUUAAGGUUUUUGAAUAAGGCCGCUGUAAAAACGGGGUCGACUGAUCCAUGGAUGCUAUGCUCUGUAACUCAAGUAGAGGAAACUAAACAGAUGCUGAGAAUGAUCCCAAUAAUGAUUGCCACAUUCGUGCCAAGCACAAUGAUUGCACAAAUCAAUACAUUGUUUAUAAAGCAAGGCACCACCCUUGAUAGACGAAUGGGGAGCUUCCAUAUCCCUCCUGCAAGUUUACACGGAUUUGUGACGAUUUCUAUGCUUGUUUGUGUCGUCCUCUACGAUCGUGUCUUCGUCCCGAUUAUCCAAAAAUGGACCAAGAAUCCGAGGGGCAUCACUCUGCUUCAAAGGAUGGGAGUUGGCCUUGUUCUUCACGUCCUAAUCAUGGUGAUUGCUUCAUUAACCGAGAGGUAUAGGCUCAAUGUGGCUAGAGAAAAUGGCUUAGUUGAAAAUGGUGGCCAGCUUCCAUUAACCAUAUUCAUUUUACUUCCCCAAUUUGUGCUUAUGGGGACAGCCGACGCGUUCCUAGAGGUGGCUAAGCUCGAGUUCUUCUACGAUCAAGCCCCGGAAAGCAUGAAGAGUCUCGGUACUUCUUACUCGAGCACGAGCCUGGGGAUAGGGAACUUCCUCAGCAGCUUCCUUCUGUCGACGGUUUCCGAUAUCACUCAAAGGCAUGGUCAUCAAGGAUGGAUCUUGAACAACCUAAACAAGUCUCAUCUGGACUACUAUUAUGCAUUUUUCGCAGUGCUCAACUUCUUGAACUUCAUCUUCUUCGUGUCGAUAAUCAAGUUUUAUGUGUACAAGGCCGAAGUUUCGGAUUCGAUGCAUGUGCUCACGGAAGAACUGAAGGUGAUGAGAUUAAAGGCAUCAAAUCAAGAACUGCUUAAGGAAUAGCUUGAUGGUAUAGUGUUGAACAAAUUAUCACUUCAGUGAAAUGUUGUGUAUUUUUUUUUUUUGGGUUAAACUUGAGCCACGUUUACAAUGAUAAUCAUUAUAAAACUACAAGGAUUAAGAGGGA
This is a messenger RNA of Hibiscus syriacus, 1947 nucleotides long. RefSeq names its product protein NRT1/ PTR FAMILY 5.2-like. Gene Ontology annotation, cellular component: membrane. Gene Ontology annotation, biological process: dipeptide transport; transmembrane transport. The record is from RefSeq and is a predicted model, not a curated record. The coding region runs from base 45 to 1823 and encodes 592 amino acids. The transcript has 4 exons. Gene Ontology annotation, molecular function: tripeptide transmembrane transporter activity; dipeptide transmembrane transporter activity. NCBI's taxonomy places the organism in Eukaryota, Viridiplantae, Streptophyta, Magnoliopsida, Malvales, Malvaceae.